AUGGCCUUCUCUUUGCAGGAAGCGCUCGAACAGAUCCGCAGCGACAAGAUCAAGGACCGUCAGUCAGGCCUCGAGGCACUCGAACACAUCUUCUCGGAUUCCAAUAAUGUCGUCAACCUCGACCCCAAACAGGAUGGAAAGGCGUGGCUCAAGGUGUUUCAGGCGCUCUUCGCAUGCGUGCUCGCCGAGAAGGCUGCCUGCAUCCGCAAGGGCUCCUUCCUCGAUGCACAGCCCGUCUCCCUCGCCAGAUUGCAGCGCGCAGCUCAGAUGCUGCGUUCACUCGUAGACAAGGCUGCUCCCCUUUUGACUCGAAAGGUGGUCAAGGCUCUCAUAACGCACAUCCUCCAAAUGAUCAACCAUCGUGGCACCCUCCUUCGACCCGUCGCACCCGCAUACAUAUCUGCGCUAUGCGCUGUCUUGAGCCACCAGCAUCACGUCGACCAUCUCGAUCCGGAAGACUGGCGAGCAGCAGCUUGUUUAUGCUUUGACAUGCUUCUGGGACGAGACCUCGACAGUCCUGCUGGAGGCAGCGACCCUACCGCAUGGCUGGCUUCGUUGCCGUCCUCUCCAACACUGACUGCACACCAGCGCGGCCUCAGCCUCGAGGACACUGUCACUGCGGAAUGCCUCCGCCACCUUCUCGCUUCGACUGUAGCGCCCUUGCUCGGAUCGAAUGGCCAUGGUCUCUCACUUCUUGCCGACUAUACCCGAUUCUUUCUCACCUUUCCAGGGGAGUCAUCGGCUCACUUGCCAGCCAUGACCGGAUUGGUAGCCUUGGUGGAGCACCUCGAACUCAACCACCCGUACUCGGUGCUUCUUGCAUCGCUCGCUCUACGAUCCUCCAUCAUCGCACUUUGGAAGACCAAAAAUCAUCUGCUCAAAAAGCGAACACUAUUGUUCCUGCGCAUCGUCAGCCCGCUUCUGGCUUCUUUUGCAGGAGGGCAGUCCGAGAUAGCGCCGUCACAGGAUGGCGCUAGUGGUCAGGCAAUCCGAGCCAACGCAACGAUGUUUCUGCACGAAGUUUAUGAUCUCCUUCUUCACGAUCACGACACCCGCUGGGCACUCGAACCCAUCAAAAUGGACGCACUUGUCUUCUAUUGGCCAGCGCAACGAAGGUUCAACCCUCAACAACACCAAUCAGCUCUCAGCAACGCGGCAUUUGGUCUUGGGCCCAUGUCGAAGGAACAAGACUCGCUCGCCUGGUGUCGGAUUGGCCUGCAAGUAGAAAUCUUGGAUGCACUCAUCACCUCAGAGUCCGCGCGGCAAGGCAACGGCGCGUCUGCUCCCUUGACUGUUCGUCAAGAUGAGCAAGAAGAACCACCAUCGAGCACUGCAGCAAGUCAGCGCUCCGUGCUACACCCCCGACCGUCCAAUGCCAAACGCGGAGCGGAUACGACGUCUUCGAGUCCACAAAAGCGAAGACGGAAGAGCCCGUUCGACGCUCAACUUAACCAGCCAGAGCGAACACACAUGGAACAGUUGCUCGACACGGUGUUCAAUGCUGCCUCGACACCCAUCGUGGGUGCGGGUACAAGGCUCGGGGCUCUACAAUUGCUUGUCUUUGUUCUCCUCACACGACCCAAUCUCAUCGAGCCGUCGAUGCUGCUCGAAGCACGUCAGCGCUUGCUGACGCUGGCCGCUGACCCAGAUCCACUGCUGGUCUCAUGGAGCUUGGUAGGCCUCGGCGCGGCGGUGCUCAUAUCCGACCGCAGCGGGGCCGCGGAUGCAGAAAUCGGUCAUCCGUCAGCGCGCGCUAGCCUCCAUCACUGGGGAAUCGCCGUACGCAAGCUAGAAUUACCCGAAACUUGCCGCAGCGCUGCUUUUUUGCUCAACGCCAUGCUGUCGAGGGCAGCGCUCCCUGAUUCAGUGUUGCGGCCAGAUAUCACCCGUCUGGUAGCAGAGGUCGAUCUACAAGGUCCACCGUUCCUCUGCGAUACCGUUUGCCAUUUGAUGACAUUGCUGUUGCAACGCACCACCUCAGAUCGCACCUUUCUCCAUCUCGACGCCCGCAGAAAGAUUGGAGCCUGGUUCGCAAACUCGUAUACGCCGGCAGAGGCUCCACGGUCGUCGACGCAAAGCGCAGCCGGUCGAAGCAUGCAGCUGUUCACACCAUAUCAUGACCUCCUUCGUCUCGUGGGCUGCGUCAUUGCCGAGCGAGCGCUGGAAUCUUCCGCUCCACAAAGUGUGGCAGCACACAACGACGAGGUGGCGACACUACUCAGUCGGCUAGCACGAUUGCAGUCGUUGCGUGAAUUGACAUUAUGCAACAAGUGUACACAACUCGAAGUCGACAUCAAUACUGUGAGCGAAAGGGUUACCCACGCGAGACCACCACUGCUUUCGAUGGAGGAUUUCGAGAGGUUGGCGGCCAUCCUCGAAAAGAAGGUCGGCAUCUGUUUGGACCUGCUCGACUCUCGGAACUCCGAGGAUGUUCCAGUUGUGACUCACGACCGUGCAGUGUCCAUGAUCCACGCAGCCAUGCUUGCAGUCGACGUGUGGUCCAAAGUGACAAUGAGCAACAGCUCGCAGAAUCCGACACGCGUCAAACGCGCCUGUCAGGUCAUUGUCAAGAUUGUCGAUCUUGCUUCAUCGUCCGAGGGCACGCUCGCACGACCGCUCGACCUUGCCCUGCAGCAGCUUCGUCGAUUCGCGCCGUUUGAAAAUGAUGUCGCUGCCGAUAACGCUGCCUCGAACAACUUGCUCGCCGUUCCCGGCUCGGCGAGUGGGGUCGCUCCUGGACCUCAGCUCGCAAAGCCGCAAGAUCGCCCAGUAUUUGUGGCGGAUCCGGACGAUUUCUCCAAGCGAAUUUGGACAGCAAUUCAAGAAGCGGGCAUGCUAGAGACAGUCUUGUCGAGCUGCAAUACGGUGCUGGAAAGGGUUGUGUUUGACCACAAGGACGGCGACAAUGGUCCAGCGUCUCUUACCGCAUCAAGCCUCCUCGAUGCGUUCGACGACAUGACCGAAAGCGCUUCCCCCAACGCUCUUCACGAGAAACAUUCCAACUGCAUCGGCUCGAUCGAGUCGACUGACGCGAUCGUGAGCACGUUUGUGCGUCUCUUGGUCGGCGUGCCUCGAAUCCUUUCUACGAAUGCAGACUCCCGGCGGGACGAACUGGUCUUGUCACUCUACUUCGACUGCCCGGUGGAUUCGAUGAUCGCGUUGGCUCCAGUGCUUUUCGAUUUGCUCCGCAAAGGCAAGUUUUGGAUGAGCCAGCGGGAUCUUGUCGAUGCACUUGAUCGCAUCGGAUCAGAGCUGCUGGCAUCUUAUCAGUUCGCUCGGCACCCCGCAGCCCGUCUUGCCGCCAUCCGCGCAGUAAAAGCAGUCUUGCCUCUGCUAUUGGAAGAUUUCGACGAGCAGUCGGAUCUGUUUGACAAGGUGCAGAAGCUAGCCGUCUUUUUCGCGGACCAGAUUGGCCGAGUCAAGUGGCCAACGCCCUGGGGGGUGCAACUUGAUUGCGCCAGCUUCUUAGCAGAGUGCCUACGACAGGAUGGAGAAGGACGCCUGAGCCGAUCAGGCAGCGCUCGUGCCAGCGGCUUUACCCCGCGGAAGUCUCUGUUGUGCAUCAACGCAGACGCUGACAUACGUGUGCGAGGUCUCGGGUCACCGAUGGCGGCAAAUGUGUUUGACACCGUAAUAUCUGAACAAGGCCAGACGUCCGACCUCUACAACGAAUUUCGGGACAGUCUGCCUAGCGAUUCCAGCAUUCCUCAGCACAUUCUGACACGAGCGCUCAGCCUCGCCAAUGUCGCCAUCGUCAACUCGGCGGUUCGCCAGUCGGCACUGUUCCAUCUCCUCGAGAUCGUCCUUGCAACCGAUAUGUUUCCAAUCACCGUACAGCACCUGUUUGCGCAGAUCGCGGCAAGACUUGGGUUCCCUGACGCUUCAAGUUGCUACCAAGCCUUUGCUGGUCAAAUGACAUGGGGGAUGGCUACCAAUAACUACGAUCCGCUGCAGGUGCCUUGGAAGGUGGUCGGAUUUACAAGCAAACGCGAGUGCCUCGAUGCGACUUUUGCCGCUAGCGGGAGCAUGUUGCUCGCGGCUCAGACGCAGCAGGGCAAGACGCAGUUCGACGCCCUCGUCCAAUUGACCAAAAGGACCCAUCGGCAAGGUCUGCAGGAGUGCAUGCCCUUCCUCACCGCCGCCUACUUGGGCUUUGCUGUUGAAGCGACGCAGCAGCAGGAAAGGCCGGAUCUGGCCUCCAUUGGCACACGAGCGUUGCAUGAACUGACUCAGCUCGGGUUUUCCGACAGCGCCGAGCAUGAGGAGCUGCGACGAAUGAUCUCGGGCGCGGACGAUCUGGUCGUUACCACCUUGCUGACGCUGUAUUUCGAGCCAGCGGCUACCCUGGCAGAAAGUCGUCGAUCGUCUCUGGCUCGGCUGACGCAGCUAGACGCUAAAGCCGGAAAAGCCCUGUCAAGCUUGACGCCAACGACCGCAUCCUCUGCUCUGGUCCUGCACGAACCAAGCCGACCUUUCUUCGCGAGCGCCGUCGUUGCUGAAGCGCUUUUGGCUUUGCCAAACCUUGGCAUCGAGCCAUUUAGUCAAAAUGUCGUCUACAACGUGCUGCGUCACGUCGUCCACCGCAUUGCAACAUCAAGAUUUCACAACGAGCAGCUUCGCUUGUGUGCGGCGCUGCGUAUUUAUCUUGCAAUGUGUGGCGACAGCUUCUGGGCUGAUCAGCUCAAUGUGCGCAUCUUGGUUCAGAGCGUGGAACUGCUGCUCGAUCAGCGACUCCUUCACGACGACUUUGGGCCGAUCCUAAUGUAUGCUUGCAGCCACUCGUCUUUGGCUCAGCACAAACCUGAUAUUUUGGUGUCAUGCAUCGCUACCUGGGCAGACAAAACAGUAAAACAGCUCACUGAAUCGCCAAAGGCUGGCGAAUGGCUGUUCGAAGCUGCACGCGCAGUAGCCAAGGCGUCACCCAUCGCGACCUCCUCCACUAUACUCUUGUGGCCAGUCAAGAGCACGUCUACGGAGCAUGCUGCAAUCGAAGGACUCAUCGAUAUUGAUACUGUGGCUUUUGCGAUGCAGGCUUGUCCACGACUAUCGCUUCGCCUGCCGUCGAUGUUACGUAUUCGGCACGUCCUCAGAAGAACAAACAGGUCACAGCUCGAGACCUUUUGUCUCAGAUCAGGCUGGAAGCUGCUCGAGCGAAUGGCUAGCUCCCACGGCACGAUAUCAAGUUGCACCGAAGGCGAAUCGCCGAGCGAUGUCGUCAGCGAUAUCUAUGCUUGCAUUUCGAGCGUCGACGACUCUGUCCUGAUGCAGCGUGAACGUGCAUCCACCGAGCAUGGACACAAGCAAGGCCAGACGGCUUCCGAGACAUAUCUUGCUGCCGCCGACACAAGCCAGGCGUGCAGCCUAUCAGCUGCAGCUGUUCUCAAGGUACAUGAGCUAACACAAACACUGCCCCUCGAGCCGAGCUACCAAGCUUAUGAGACGUUGCGCAGCAUUGUUGCCGUCGUUCAGGACCCUUUCAUGGACACCUUACCUACCGUCAGCCGAGGAGAGAUUGAUCGCAUUCGGCCGAGCAUUAGCGCUCUGACGACUCGUGCCGCAGCUUUGCAGCCGGAGAGCCUGCCGGAGCAAGCACUGUUGGAAUCCUCGACCUCAUCGGAGCUGUGGAUCCGCCGAAUCACGGCAAUCAUGUGCAGCAUUAUCGCUUCCUUCCCGCGAAAAGACUUUUUCCGUCCCAUCGGUCAAUUUGUGUCGACGAACAAAGAAGCCGCCGAGGCUCUUUUCCACGUCUUGCUUCUCUGUUUCACGACCGUGGACAUGGAUACAAACGUCGCAACGUCGUCUGCUGGCGGAAGAAGAAGAACAUCGGGAAGGCGGUCGGACUUUCAAGACCAAGCGGCUUCGCUACAGCAGUACCGUGCCGCGAUGGCGACGCAUUUCGACCACAUACUCACCGCACAGACCGCUGAUCCGAAAUGUCAUUCGAUCAUCGUCAACGCGCUUCUUGCCGUGAGGUCGAACAGACCCGUCCAAGAGGAGCCAGACAAAGUCUGCUUUUGGUUCCAGGUCGACACGGAUCUGCUUGCGAAAUGCUGCAUCGCGUGCGGGCUCUACUCUGCCGCCAUCUUCUUUGUGGAGCACGGCGACAGGGAGGCAGACGAGUCGCAGGUAUCCUAUGCUCCGCACAUGAAAGGCAGGGCAGAGUUGCUUCACCAGGCAUACAUGAACAUUGAUGAUCCUGACGCAUUCUACGGCAUCACGGACGGAGACGUGCGCGAGCUACUUCUGAAACGACUGCACCACGAAGGGCAGUGGCUGCGAGCUUUUCAAUACCAUGCAGCCGCCUAUGAGGCUUCAACUUCUGAUGGCGAGAGCGCCACCGCGCAGGCGGGUGCGCUCGGCGAAAGUCUAUCGCAGCUGGGCUUCCAGCGUCUCGUCCACGGUGUCAGUACAGCAUCGGCUUCUCCGAGCUCAGUUGGUCUGCAUUUGGCCCCUGGUAAUGGUGUCGUCUCUACUACGUGGGACUUGCCUACGGACUCGAGCUUGUUGCUAGCAGGAGGCGAUGGGGUCGAUUCGAUGCUGCGCACUUUGCGUCAGGUCAACAACGAGCAAGAUGUCGACAAGCCUCUCUCGCUUGCGAUUCAGUCGCAGCUGCAGAGACUAUGUUCCGUCCCUGCCGAGAGUAUUGCCAACAUGCGCAAAAUUCAGGGUGACCUGCUCUCACUCGGACAAAUCAAAGAAUGGCGCAAAGCGUCGUCGUCGUUAGGAUCAGAAGAAGCGGUGAUGCACCUCAAGUCGGUGUGGACGCGAGCCGACGUCGGAGACCAAUUUGAGAGAGCAGAAGCAAUCCUCAACACGCAGCAGUCGUUGUUGCAGAUCGCACGACAGCGCUUGCAAUCAACUCAGAUCGGUGACGUUCUGGACGGUCCAGCCGAAGAGAUCGCUCGAGUCGAGAGGCUUCUACUGGUAAGACUCAGCCAACAAGCUCGCGAACACAAGAAAUUGCAGAAAGCCAUCAACGCGACUGCACGAGCAGAAAAGAUCGAGCUUCUUCUGGGUGACGGUGCCAAUCUGGCGCGAGAGGAGUUCGCGGCCGUGCUUUGGGAUCAGAAGGAACAUUCUCCAGCGAUGCAGCUUCUUUCGCAGAUCGUCGAUGACCUGGCCAUUACUACGCAAGCUUCAAUGCAGCAACGACGUCGAGGCGCACGUCUCCUAGCGCUUCUGGCUCAGUGGAGAGCAACAGCGAGAUCUCAGCACCCGCGAGAGAUCGAUCGGAACCUCUUCGAACCGGCCCUCAAGAUGGUCGCCACUUCCACGCCCUCCGAUACUUCCAAAGGAGCCGAAGCAACCAUGGAGCAAUCCGACAUUUCCUACAGGUGGGCACGGUUUGCGGAAGAGCAUCACCGCGGGUCGGACAUGGCCGAAGUCCGGCGUCUCCGACUCUACAUCCAACGUCGUGCAGAAGAGAUUGCUCUGAACCAGCACAAGUACGAGAGGACGAGCUCGAAAACGGACCGCGGGAAGCUGCUUCAGUUCCAGCGUCAGGCCGAAAAGAUCAUUCGCCAAGAUCAGACUCGUCUCACCGAGCUGGAAGCUUCAAGAACGCAUUUCCUUCGCCGCAGCGUCGUCAUGUAUGCACGUGCGUUGAGCUCUUCAGACGCGCAUGACGAUGCUGUUGCUCGGCUCAUCUCGCUGUGGUUCGAAAAUGCGGAAGAUGCCGAGUUGAACCGACUGUUGACGAAUUGCCUCGCCUCGGUCCCAUCGCGCAAGUUUGUUGCUCUCAUGCAUCAGCUUUCCGCUCGUUUGACCGAGGUGCAAGAUCAGAGCGAGCCCGUGGCGCUGUUCCAAUCGAACCUCAAUCAGUUGCUGCUACGGAUGUGCCAGGACCAUCCCUUCCACUGCCUGUACGCCAUCUUCGCGCUGAUCAAGACGGGCGCCGAUGCCAAGGCCGCUUCGCAUCGCACUGGACCUAGAAGCUCUAUUGGUGCCUCCGAGAAUGCCGUGACAUCCCUAUCCCCCCCGGUCCUACGUUCGACCGCUGCGGAGAAGAUCUGGAAUCACGUCAAGCGACAGACGUCGCACGGAAAAAGGAUCCGAAUAUUCGAGGAGUUGUGUUUGGCGUACGUCGAAUGGGCGGAAUUCGACCUCGCUUCUCGUCCAGAUCGCUACUUUCAAAGCAGCGGCGCCAUCAAGAAAGGCGCUCUGCGUAUGCCGCCGUCGGGCGAGCUGCGGCUGGUGCGGAUGCGAGACCUCGACGUUCCUGUUGCGACUGCUCGUCUCGAGAUCGACCCAACGUGCAAGUACGAGAAGGUGAUCUCCAUUGUGCGGUACAGCGACAGUUUUACCACCGCAGGAGGAAUACACUUGCCCAAGAUCAGCGAAUGCAUCGGAAGCGAUGGAAAGCGGUACAAACAGCUCUUCAAGCGCGACGAUGAUCUACGCCAGGACGCGGUCAUGCAGCAAGUGUUCCGCAUGGUCAACGACCUGCUCAAGUCGGAUCGCCGCACUCGCGAGCGCAAAUUGGCGAUCCGCAUUUACACAGUCUUGCCGCUCGGUCCGCAAUGCGGUAUGCUCGAGUUUGUUACGAACACGGUGCCGCUCGGAGAGUUGCUGAUCGGGCUCCAUGACAAAUACCGUUCCAACGACAUUACGCCAACGCAAGCAAGGACCAAGAUGCGCGACGCCCAGUCUCUGCCCGCCGAGGCUAAGCUCGAAGCGUUCUUGGACGUCUGCGAGCAGAUGCGGCCAGCGUUCCGUUACUUUUUCAGCGAUGCCCAGCGCAUGCCGAGGGACUGGUACGAAACACGGCUGAGGUACACACGCAGUGUCAGCACGAAUUCGAUCGUCGGACACGUCCUAGGACUCGGAGACCGACAUGUUUCCAACAUUCUUCUCGACAAGGAGAGCGGAGAAUUGGUGCACAUCGAUUUUGGUGUGGCAUUCGACCAAGGCAAGCUGCUGCCGAUCCCAGAGCUGGUCCCUUUCCGUCUCACACGUGACCUUGUUGAUGGAAUGGGCAUGCACGGCGUCGAAGGAACCUUUCGACGAUGCUGCGAAGAGACGCUGAGGGUGCUGCGCGCGCACCAGGACGUGAUCAAGACGGUGCUCGAGGUGUUCCGACACGACCCCUUGUUUGCAUGGACCUCGAAUCCGAUCAAGGUGCUUAGGGCGCAGGAAGACGAAGAAAGCUCGUUGCCUGCGCUGAGCCUAGAGCGAUCUGGAUCUACUUCGAGGACCGGCCGAUCUACGCCGGCGCCUACGCCAGCAGCGGUACAGGGGCGAGGCGCGGUCUCGAGGUCAACAACUCCGUACGCGGCUCCGACCGACGCUGCGGAAGCGGUGGGUACAGACACGGCCGAAUUGAGUGCGGAUAGAGCCGUGACCUCGGUGAUGAGCAAGCUUUCGUCGUCGUUAAGCAUCGAGUACACGGUCAACGAUCUGAUCCAGCAAGCGACGGACGCUGGCAAUCUGUCGGCAAUCUUUCAUGGUUGGCAAGCUGCGCUGUGA
This is a messenger RNA of Pseudozyma hubeiensis SY62, 9465 nucleotides long. Its product is annotated as potential phosphatidylinositol kinase. Bases 1 to 9465 code for a protein of 3154 amino acids. NCBI's taxonomy places the organism in Eukaryota, Fungi, Basidiomycota, Ustilaginomycetes, Ustilaginales, Ustilaginaceae. The transcript has a single exon. The record is from RefSeq and is a predicted model, not a curated record. Gene Ontology annotation, biological process: DNA repair. Gene Ontology annotation, molecular function: protein serine/threonine kinase activity; protein binding.